GCGGACAGAGUUGCAGUCGGGACACCGCUUAACUUUUUCAACACUCCACAAAGUGUCCGACGUUCUGCCAUGCUGGGACUGUAACGCAUUUCGGAUCGCUAGGUCUGUUUCGAUUCGCCCCUGAGUCAUGGCUCCGUUUGGAAAAAACUUCCUGAAAGCUCGGCUGAAAAACAGGACAAAAGAUGCCGAGCCUGUGGUUGGAAAAGAGAUUCAGGUUACUGUCUGCAAUGAGGAGAAAGUUGUUUGUGGGGUAACAAAACACACAACAUGUGCAGAUAUGAUUCAGGCAUUACUAGAUGAUCACAAGUCAGUCCCAGAGAGCAAGCGACUCCUGCAUGGGGAAACCAAAGAUUUCUGUCUUGUUGAGCGGUGGAAGGGUUUUGAGAGAGCCUUGCCUCCUCUCACCAGAAUCCUGAGACUCUGGUAUGCUUGGGGUGACCAGAGACCCUUCAUUCAGUUUAUUCUAGUCAAAACCAGUGAUUUUGUGAGUCAGCCUGCCAAAAAGGGUGGAAAAGCCAAGGGGGCCAAGCCAAAGCGAUGGGAUCACAGUCGCACUCAGUACACCCAGUCUGUGCCGGUGGAGAGGCAAAAGCGCAUGGUGAAGAAAGCUUUCCGGAAGCUGGAAAAGCUUCACAAGGAGAGCAAGAGCUCCCCAGGUUCUGACGAGAUCGAUAGGAUGGUGCAGCUUAUUCUCAACCAGGACCACACUAUCAGAGAGCAAAUCCAACGCAUGAGGGACCUGGAUCUGGAGAUCGAGCAGUUUGAUCUGCAAGAGCAGAAGGAAGCUGAGUCUGAGAGUCCACUGGCUCAGGCUUGCGGUCAAAGUUUGGAGAUGCACAGCAACGAGCAGCUGCAGGAAUACCUGUAUACCAGCGAUGGAGUCGAACAGCUUGAACUGCAGGUUCAGAGGCACCAGGAGCUCAUCCUCCAGCUGUCCCAGGAUAUUGAUGCUGAGCUGAGGCGGGCCAACUUCCCUCUCAGCAAAUAUGAGAACAGUGAACAGGAAGGAGCCACUGCUGCUUCCUGGAUUCCCUUGGAGACGGACAAAUCGUUCUAUACUUCUGAACUCGAGAGGUUGCAGGAGGAACUGAAGCACAGCCUCUUUACUGGUUUGUCCCUGCACAAUCAAGGUGCAGAAAUAGACAAGCAGUUGAAGUACUAUGAUGCUACGCUGGUCUCCAAAGAUCAGGAGUGCUGGCAGCUGGCUGCCCACCUGAGCUCACUGCAAAUUGGGGAUGGAGGAGAAGAGGAGCAGUCCAAUCCUGUCCCGCUGAAAAGUGAGACCCAGUGCAGCAUCUCACAGACAGUGAAACUCAAACACAGCCUGUCCCCUCUAGACAUUACAGACACAGACUCAGACACUGGGAUUAGCUCCACACACAGUCAAGACUCUCUGUCACCAUGUCUCGACUUCCCUCCCCCACUGGACACAGAUGUUUGAACAACCCCGUUGACCCUGCAAUUUAAUGUUCUGUAUGCGCUAGCCCUAGUCUGUGCCUGUCAUGUGUCUUAUCACUACAUUUAGCAAGUCUUUGCUAAGCAUCAGCUUUUCUGAAAGAUAAAUCCCUUGCAAUCUUUUAUGCAGCGUGAAAGUCAUUUAACUAAACAAAUCAAAACAAUCAGUUGAUCAUCAGCCAUUAUUUUUUCAGUCAUUCUUCACACAAAAAUGCCAAACAUUUUUUUGUUUCAGCUUUUCAAAUGUAAGGUUUUGCUUUGUAUGAUAAAUGUCUGGGUUUUAGACUAUUGGUCAACAAAAAAAGCACUGUGAGGAUGUUUCCUUGGCCUUCUCGCAGUUCCCAUUAUAAUAAAAUGAUUGUGGAUAAUGGAAAUUACAUUAUAUUUACUAAUAUUUUGUAGAAAGAAAAAUAUUUUUUUUAAGUAUUUCCUUAACAGAAAAAGAUUUUAUCUUAAAGGAAGCACCUCCUGUCUCAAUUUGUACAUUUACCAAAAUUAAAAGAAUAUAUCAUCAGAAAUAUUUAUCAAUUUACAUAUCUACAAUGAUUUUUUAAAAUAGGUUUAAAAAAAUUGUUUUGCUCAAUGAACAAGAUUUUUUUUUAAUCCAGAUGAACAGUAAUCUUCUUGUUUCUGAAAUACCUUCAAAACUAGUUGCAAGUGUUUUUAAAUAACCUUUUGGGUUUCUCAAAGGAAGUGGAUGCUCAAAUGUAAUGAUAAUAUAUGCAAAGCACAAAACUAGAGACAUGCACCAAUUACAGUCCAUCACUGUUUAUGACAGCUGGGUUUCCUGAUUUUUCAAGUGUACAUUUUUGCCCACAAAGAAGCAAAGAAUAUUUUCUUAGCACAACCAUGUCUAAGGUGUAGGCUGAGUUUCUUAAAAGUGUUUUGUUUUGUUUUAUUUUUUAAUAAUGGUGAAUGUAUGCUUCUUCCCCGUCUUAAGGUUCUCGAGCUAUUUAUGAAGCUGCACUUCUUUGUAUACACACUUAUAAGUCUAUUAACAAUGUUUUAUGUUAAAACAAAUAGCUAACUGUGAUGGAUGUAGAAUUUAAGAUUUGUUAAAAAUGUAACAUUCCUCCUGACUACACUGUAAAUAUUCUGCUGUAACCACUGUAAAUGAUUGUUCUUAUGACACAGGCACAAUUUGUAAAGACAAUUUGAUAUGAAAAAAAAACAGAGAGAAAAACAUAUUUAUUUAUCAUGUAAUUGUAUUUUACAGUGAGAUUUUAUUAUGACUGUUUCCCCUUUGAGGCUCAUCCUCCACUGAUCUCAUCAAACAUAUCAUAUUCAGGGCCAAAGUAACACAAAUAGCCUGGCUAUAUCUGUGUAAACCAUUCUUAAAAACAAAACCUAUGAUAAAGUAAAAUGUGCAUUACAAUUUUCAUAAUAAACACUAAUACUGUUAAUGUCACAGAGUAAUGACUCCAUUGUUGAGUGUGUUGGAGCCAGGUAUGUCUUCCAAAUUGGUAAAUACGGCUUUGCAACAGUGCUACUGUUCUAGAAGGUGUUAAUGCUAAAACCACAAGGAAGAAACAACUUGAGGUGCAAAGUAACUUGACUUUUAUAGAUUCCUCAAAGCUCUGAGUCACCAGAGAGAAAUGACACAGCUAGUACAGAGCCCCCUUCCAGUCACUGCAGCAUAUAAUCAGACUAGAUGGUCGCCAGGCAAGCACAAACAACAGCGAGCACUCUCCUCUUGUCAAGGUACUGCUGACAGACUAACACUUUGUACUCGGGGCAGAGUGGGGCUGGCUGCUGGAAAAGCAGAGGAUAUCUAUUUCACACACUAAUUGCUUAACCCCAGCACCCCCCUCCUGCACCGCUUCAAGCCACUAAGUAACUCCACCAAGCAUGAAAGGCCCGAGAUCUUACAUUGUGAACAAUCUUGCACCGGUGCCUCACACUUGUUGAUGGAAUGGAGGUUUAUUACGGUACUUAUAGCUUGUUCUGUUUCACCAACAGGCAAGCAACAAACUGGAAUGAAAGGGCAUUUUGUGGUAUUUAUAUUCUAAUGCAAAUCAGACCUUUCUUGAGAGUUGGUUUAAUUGUUACGGGAAGGAAUGUUGAAUAACUGAGUCUGUUAUUCAACCAAAAGCCAGGUGGACGCAGAGGGUUUCUAUUUAUUUUAUUAUUUCCAGCCUGAUUAAAAAAAAAGGUUGAAUAGAAGUUUUUAAUAUUGUUUUUUGUGUUUAAACAUUAUUCUUUUAUAAACCUUUUAUCUUUAAAAACACCUCAAGGACCCCUUAGAUUCACUGCAUGUAGAGGAGACAAACUCUGUUCACCUCAUUAUUUUAUUGACAGACAUGUUGAGGCACCUCAAAUGGCAGUAAAUAAUGAAAAGAACUGAUUUUGGCUCUGGUCGUUUUAAGAGUAAGGUCCUCCCUGUUCUUUUUCUUAUAUUAGUGGUUGUUAAGAUGGCUGAGGCACCAAAGAAGCUGAACAAAGCACAGGGUGUAUAUUUCCAAUCCUUGGCAGAUUGUAAAAGCCUCAGAAACAGUGCCGAGAGAGGACAAUAAAAUUCUCCACCAUUCAGUAUUACAGUCUUUGGAAUAGUCUGGGUCUUCAAAUAAAAAAACAUUUUGUCCACAGAUUGUUUUUUUUAAACAUACUUUGCCCCCAAAAUAAUUUAUAGGAUUCGCAGCCAGUAAAAUCAUUUUUUAAUUAUUUUUUUUUAUAUAUAACAAAAACAGAGGGGAAGCUGGUGCUUCCUUUCUGCAGUGUGACUUCACUUCCUAGUCUGUAGGCUCAGGUAAUGUUUACCUCUUCUCUCUGCCACAGAUCAGCAAUUCAAAGACUUGCCAGCUCGCAAGUAUGUUUGCUGACAACAAUAAUUACACGGACCAAAAUGACAAUUAGGCUGACUGCAAACCUGUCUUUGUUCAGCCCUCCCAGUUACGAUGACUGGCCAGCUUGAAUAAACCAUAAUUUGUUAUCAGCUGUGGUUCCAAUGCUGAAGAUGAAAAGCUGAAACUGGAAGAUAUUUUGAACUAUUUCUCUGGGUAAAUACAUAUACUGACUGAACACAGUAUAUGAAACAUUACAUUGCUUCCCCUAAAAGAGAUCUUACGUUGUGUUAUUUUCUCAACCUUUACCGUACCCUUAUCUUUUUGCACAGACCUUUCUAGGAAGUAGCAAGAUAAGAGUCAGGAAGGUAUGACGUGAGAUAUUUUGUCUGACC
Messenger RNA from Morone saxatilis (striped sea-bass), 4630 nucleotides. RefSeq names its product Ras association domain family member 9 (gene rassf9). Gene Ontology annotation, biological process: signal transduction. The record is from RefSeq and is a predicted model, not a curated record. NCBI's taxonomy places the organism in Eukaryota, Metazoa, Chordata, Actinopteri, Moronidae. The transcript is spliced from 2 exons. The coding region runs from base 128 to 1441 and encodes 437 amino acids.